GGCGAAAACAAACAUGCAGAUGUUUGGCGGGUGAUUUUACUGCUCAGUUCUACAACAAUAAAAACUGAAUUUCCAUGAAAACCAACUGCGUGUAAUAUUUACGGAUUAUCUAAUAAAUGCUUUGCACAAUGAAACGAAGUUAUAAAUAAAGAGGGAUUUCAUCGCAUUUUUGUCUAUAAUGGCAGGAAGGGGCAGAGGGCAGCUCACUUUCUCUGUGGAGAUUGUUGGAAUCGGUAAAGGAGAAAAUCUCCCUCCAUCCUCCGUCCAGCCGACCCCUGUAUUCCCUCCUUUGGAUCAGAAGCCGGUGCCCCUGCAGGCAGGUGAGGAGGCCGAGUACAUGCUGGCACUCAAACAGGAGUUCAGAGGAGCCAUGAAGACGCUCCCGUUUUACAUCCGUCCUGCUGCACCCAAGAAAGAUGUGGAGCGUUACUCUGACAAAUACCAGAAAAUUGAAACCUCUGACAACAGUUUGGAAUGGAAGCCAGAUUGGAGGCGUUUUCCGAAGGAGCUGCGCGUGCGAGAGAAGAGACCCCUGAGAGACAAAAGCCCAGCUGUUCCCAAACAACCCAAACAGCCACGAGUGGACAAAGAGGAGAUCAUACGCAAACUGGAGACUCUGGAGCAGAAAGAGGAAGACGGGAGUUCUGAUGAAGAGGAGGGAGAGAAAAAGAAGCCAGAAGAGGAAGAGGCUGAGGGAGAGGAACAGUAUGAUGAGGAGGAAUUUGAGGAUGAAACCGAUUACAUCAUGUCCUACUUUGACAAUGGGGAGGAGUUUGGAGGAGACAGUGAUGAGAAUAUAGAUGAAGCUAUUUACUGAAGCAGGUGACGGCGGCUCCAUAGUACCUUCCUCUGACCAGUGAGUGUCUCUGG
This is a messenger RNA of Onychostoma macrolepis, 870 nucleotides long. It is a transcript of the gene polr3glb, whose product is annotated as RNA polymerase III subunit GL b. Gene Ontology annotation, biological process: transcription by RNA polymerase III. Gene Ontology annotation, cellular component: RNA polymerase III complex. Bases 179 to 817 code for a protein of 212 amino acids. The record is from RefSeq and is a predicted model, not a curated record. The transcript has 8 exons. Lineage: Eukaryota; Metazoa; Chordata; Actinopteri; Cypriniformes; Cyprinidae.